Pyricularia pennisetigena is the source of this 1395-nucleotide messenger RNA. RefSeq lists its product as uncharacterized. The transcript is spliced from 2 exons. NCBI's taxonomy places the organism in Eukaryota, Fungi, Ascomycota, Sordariomycetes, Magnaporthales, Pyriculariaceae. The record is from RefSeq and is a predicted model, not a curated record. Bases 1 to 1395 code for a protein of 464 amino acids.
AUGGUUGUCCUUCGUUACUCGGGCCUCUUGGCCCUCCUUGCCAGCACGGCCUUUGCCAAGAGCAUCAAGGAUAUCACCACCCUCAAGCCCAUCGCUAAGCAUGAGAGCUUGAGGGCGCGAGCCGAUGACGCCUCGGUGGCCCCGAGCACGUCCAUCAAGCUCGACUAUGGUCUGGACGCCCAACCCAUGGUGCACGUCGACCUGGAGAUGCAGACCCCGACCGUUGUGCUGGAGAGCGUUGAUUCGGUGAACAACGUCACCUGUGCCGACGGCGCUCUCAAGGUUACCUUCAAGAACACCGAGGGUUUCUCGGCGGCCCUGGCCACUUGGUCAAACAAGGGCGACCUGGUCUUCUUCACGAACCACCUGGGCGGCUGCGACACUGAGGCUGAGCGUGGUGUCUUUUUGGUCAACCAGUUCAGCGGCGAUGCUGAGACCCUGACUGUGACUGCCCACUCCCAGAAGAAGGAUGUCGCCAGCACGGCGGCCCAAACCGUCAUUGAAUUCCAGGGAGUUCCCGUCGCCAAGAAGCGCCGUUCCGUUGCCAAGCGCGAGAAGCUCGACCCUCGUGGUGUCACCAUCGACGAGAAGGGUCUGACCAUCGGCGGCACUGUCGGCAUCCCCCAGGGUACCUCCAUCUACUCGUUCCCCCCUUACCUCGAGGUUUCGGCAGACACCGCGCAGAUCACUGCCUCUGUCACCUUCUCGGGCAAGGUUGACUACAACGUCCUCGGCGGCAAGCUCAACGAGCUGUACGUCGACAUCGACUCCAACAUCGACGCCGAGGUCGGCAUCACGCUGGCCGCAACGGCCGAGUACCGCGACAGCUUCACCUACAGCCCCACCAAGCUGUCGUACAUGAUUGUCGACGUCCCCGGCAUCAUCACCCUCGGCCCUGAGCUCCUGUUCGCCGUCGGUCUCGACGUCGACGUCGGCGCGGGCGUGACGGUCAAGGGCAGCGCCGGGGCCGGCCUCAAGAACGGCCGCAUCCACCUCGACUUCCUCGACAUGAGCAAGACCACCGCCCAGCCCUGGGAGCCGGUGCACAACGCCCAGCUGGACCUCUCGCAGAAGGCCCUGGCCAAGGCCGACACCUGGGUCGACGUGACCUUCCAGCUGGUCGUCGAGGUCCUGGCCGGAGUCGUGGACCUCAACGCCGGCCUGACCGCCCGCCCGCGCUUCAACAACGAGUUCUCCUUUGCCGCCUCGCAGACCGUCAACGAGACGGGCGGCGUCACCCAGCCCACCGACGGCACGGUGUGCGCCCAGGGUCUGAGCAUCAAGAGCGACUUCUCCUUCAGCCUGUUUGCCUUUGUCAGCAGCCUCUGGUCGCGUACGCUCUACAGCGUCCAGGUUCCCAUCGCCGACAAGUGCUACACUUGGAUCGAGAACUAG